Molecule: messenger RNA, 411 nt
Organism: Cooperia oncophora
Lineage: Eukaryota; Metazoa; Nematoda; Chromadorea; Rhabditida; Trichostrongylidae
Source: the annotation of a GenBank genome assembly
AUGAGCGCCGAAGAGACCAGCGAUGAAGAUGACGUGAAGGAAGAGAAUCUUCUUAUGAAAACUAUUCUUUUGCAUCAAACUGUUAUGUUUUUGGCUGCGAAUCCACUCAAUGAUCCAGAAGCUCUGCUGAGAAGAUGCCACGAUUUUAUGGAGGAAGCUCAGAACCGCUUUGAGUUAGCUACCAUAGAAAAAGCAGCCAGAUUAAUACUGGAGUUGGCUGACAUUGUUGGCAAAAGUGGUAACAGUGAUAACAUAACCGACAUGGCGGUGAAUGUAGCAGAAGAUGUGAUCAAGCGUGUUGAGUCUGUUAGACGUCGACCAAUAUCCACAACAUCACAACUGCUCAACCAUCUCUCUGCACAGUGCGGAUUCGUGAAAGUAAGUUUGAACAUUCUGUUUUCUGGGGUAUAA